This is a messenger RNA of Symbiodinium natans, 1287 nucleotides long. NCBI's taxonomy places the organism in Eukaryota, Dinophyceae, Suessiales, Symbiodiniaceae. The record is from the annotation of a GenBank genome assembly.
AUGGAUUCAGAUGGCGAGGGGCCUGGGGUCCUCGAGCUGGAUGAUGUGUUGGGUAUUCUCAACGAUGCCCAGGCUUCGCAGACGGGUGCUGCAACUGGAAGUUCUGCCAGCGUGCGGAAGGGCCUUGUCGGUCUCAGACCUGGAUGGAAGCUCGGUCUCAGACCUGGUAAGAAAGUGAAGAAGAAACUAGACAAGAAACAAGCAAUGCUGGACAAACAGGCCAGGUCAUACAAUGCCAGCGGCCGCUCUAGAAACCCAGAUUACCACAUGCCUCUGCAUGAGCACGGCUUGCAGCGUCAAAAGUCAAGUGGGCGCGGUGCUUGGAAGACUUGGUCAGUUCCUGCCAUUCUCAGAGCUGGGUUUAGUGCAGAAAAGAGUGCGCAGCGUCACAUUGCAAGCUCUAUUGAAGGCGCUGGUCAGAGCCAUGCGGCUUCAAGUCGCCUCGUCCUCGCGCAAGCGAUUUUGACAGGGCAAAUGAAGGGCCUCAAGAAUCUGUCGACGCAGGUCUCGGACCAGGCUCCGGUCUCGGACCAGGCAUCUGGCGACACCCAACCCCUGAAGCUCAUGUACGCCAUCAAGAACAUCAUGUUCGACGAGUCGACGUUUGAUUUGAGCUUCAGGGAUGGGAUCAGGGCUUCCUAUUCAGUGCUUUGCUCCCAUGCUCAGCUGACUUACCGGGUCGAGGGCAGUCAUGUCGUGCGUGAUGAGCACAUCUGUAGGAGCCCUGCUGUCCUCAGCCCUGUCAUGAACUCCGCGACGAUGCAUGCAGCCCUGAGUGCUGGCCCAGGUGGAUUCACCCAGACGCUCUCAGAGCUGGUAAGGUUUCGGGCCACGCUCAGCACGUCAGAUGCCCACGCUGCAAACGUGAGACUCUUAAAGUACGUCGACCAGUCGCUGGAUCGGGAUCACUUGUUUAUUCCUUCUCUUUGCCUGCAGCACCGUGUGGGUAACAUCGUCGAACAGCUUACCAAGUUCCUAGGCAAUUUGGGUGGGAAUUUCUCGAUCUCGAAGGUCCUCAACAAAGGCAACCUGCUUAAGGCCUUGCGGCAGAAGGCCUCUGCCAUCAUGAAAAAUCCAGAGAAGCUUUUAGUGCUUGGUGAGACACCUGCUCCAGUUCUUGAAGAGUGGUCUCAAGCCCAACUGUGCGCCCAUGAUCUGGUCCAGCUUUGCAUGAGUUUCGAUGAUUCAGAGCACGCCCGCUCAGGCACCCACCUGGAAGCUUUCCAGCGAUUCGAGAACUUCUUUGCUGGUCCUUGGACAGGACCGUGUGGGGCGACUUCGGGCUAA